GAAACCUUUACUUUCAUUGGUUCCUCCUAGGCGAUUUGAAGAGACGCGCUCUUUUUGAAGUCUUUGAUACCGUACGAGAAUUUUACUAUUCCGCUUUUAUGAUCAUAAUUUUUACAAAGAAAAGCUGAGACGCUUUCAUCAUGAACUUUGAGUUCAUCAUCCCAGUGUCUCGAGAUGAUCUGCUGCGGAAGACAUCUGUCAAUCAGUAUUGUGUAGCAGAAGUCCUAAGUCGCAGCACAAUACCUAGUGCUGUGCAAGAAUUCAAAAAUGCAUCCAGAAACAAUGCAUUUGCUGCUGUGGAGAGUUUUGAUGCAGUCUUCAGUGUUCUUAUAGUUCAAAGAGAUUUGGACAGUGAACUUGUUGAAGAUGUGUGGCACAGUCUUGUCAGAGUUGUCAAGGUAUUUCACUCAAGCCUCUGUGGUGUUCUUGAAGAUGUGGAUGUACCUGCAGAUAUGCGUGUUCGCUAUGUUACUGGCCUCAAGAUGACAAUGUAUCUCUUUUGCCAGUUUAUUGAGAUGUAUGAAACUGAAACCAGUCAACCCAAUGCAGUUGCCGUGAAAAAGAUUCGAGGGAAAAGUACUAAACAACAGACAAAAAGUGGGAUAGACUGGGAUGGAGAACGUGAGGCAGCACUCUCAAUUCUGGUGCAAAUUCUACAGCUGAAUCUGAACAAACUAUGGGUUCCUCCUAUUGCUGAAGAAGAUUUUGUCAGCUUGGUUUCCUCAUGCUUGUAUAAGCUGCUUGAGAAUCCAGCAUCGGCAACUGCAAAAGGGAAGGAGAUGCGUGAUGCCAUUUGCCACGGAAUAGGCACUCUGGUCAAGCGCUGUAACCACAGUUUAAGUGCCAGUCUCAAAAUUGUUCAAAUGCUUAAGCACUUCGAACAUCUGGUUUCACCCCUGGCACAAAUGGCAGAAGUAAUUGUCAAUCAUUAUGGCAACAAAACUGUUAUUAGAGACAUAAUGAGAGAGAUUGGACAAGUAGAUCCCCAGGAUGUUGCCAGAGACUCUUCAGGAGCACGGGCAUUCUCACAGUUUCUAGUGGAGAUUGCUGAAAAGGUACCAGCUGCAGUGCUGCCAAAUGUCAGUGUUGUCUUGGCACUCUUGGAUGGGGAGUCCUACAGUCUCCGGAAUGGUGUUCUUGGCAUGAUGGGAGAAAUCCUCACCAGAGUACUUAACAAAGAUGACUUGGACCAACACCAACGGCUUACAAGAGAUGGAUUUUUUGACAGAUUACAGGACCACAUUCACGACUGCAAUGCCUUUGUACGCAGCAAGGUUCUACAGAUAUGGCUCACAAUUGUAAAUGAAAAGAGCCUGCCGCUGCCUCGCCAGGAGGUAUUGGUGAGUUUAGUGUUAGGCCGAUUGCAGGACAAAUCUAGCCAAGUGCGUCGCUAUGCCAUUCAACUUUUGACUGCCAUCUUGAGGUGUAAUCCCUUCGCAGCAAAGCUGUCAGUGGAAGAGCUAGCUGUGAAUUAUGAGAAAGAGAAAGCCAAGCUGGAAGAGAUGAUUACAUCUAAUGAGAUGUCACCACCUGCGGUAAGGUCUGCUGAAGAUCUAGAGGAGGAAUGGAACAAGAUUUUGCCAGCAAUCAAGCAAGCUUUGACAGCCAGAGAUGAAAUGGAUAUAAGUUCUGAUACAGAUGUAGACAGCAUUACAGAAGACGGUUUCUAUGGCAUAAUGGACAAGAUCUACAGUCUCCUAAUUGAGGAGCAUUACCAUUCAGCUCUUAUUUUGCUGCAAGCAGCAAAACUUGCAUUUUCUGAAGAGGACAUUUUUCAAGAUAUAAAUCAAACACCAGAUGCAGAUGGCUCAGAAGUCAACUGUGACUACAUAUCUAUGUUGAAGAAGAUUUUUUAUGAGCACCAUAAGCUAGACUUAGCCAAGGUCACAGAGGCAGCUUCCUGUGCAAGUCUGUCUCAGCUAGCAGAAGGGGCAGAGGUCAAUGAACUGACCAAACAGCAAGUGCUAGUGCAAUACCUCAAAAACUCCCUUGCAUUUGCGGGGCAGAUACAGGAAGCUGUCCCAAUCAUAUGCCAGUUACUGGGAUCCAAGAACACCUCAGAUGUCUUCGAAGCCAUUGAGUUCUUUGUGACCAGCUACGAGUUUGGUGUCUCAGCUGCGAUUGUUGGCAUCCGCCGCAUGUUGGUGUUGAUCUGGUCUAAGGAACAGGCAGUGAAGGACACUGUGGUGAGCGCUUACAAGCGCCUGUACCUAGAACCAACAGGAAGUCAAAGAGCUAAAGCCAUAGCAGCUGUUAAAAACCUAAUCAAGCUAAUUCUGGGAGCCAGUUGUGGGGAUAUCACUUCCCUAGAAGCUCUGAUGACAGAGCUCAUGCAUAGAGGUGAGAUAACUCCACAUGUUAUUCAAGUACUGUGGGAACGUUUUACAUUAAAGAUAUCUGACACUUCCCUUCAAGAAAGCCGAGCAGCGCUCCUGCUCAUAUCCAUGGUGGCAGAGGCUGAAAGAGAUAUUGUCAGGAGCAACCUGGAGGUCUUGGUGGAAGAAGGUCUUGGGCCUCGAGCAGAAGGUGACUGGCUUUUAGCCCAGGCUGCAUGUCAAGCAGUUCUGAAACUGGCCAGCAAAAAGACCAAGGGUCAGACUGCCACAGAGCCUUUCUGCCUUCCUCCAGACCACCUCUUGUUUUCUCGCCUGAGAACUAUUCUUGUCACAGGACUGAGGAGAACAGACAGUUCAUUCUGGGUGCCUCUGUCUGAAAAAGCUGUGACGGUGAUAUAUCGACUUGCAGACCAACCAGACAUGGUUUGUGGAGAAAUGAUACGCCAGAUGGCAUCAUUAACUUUAAAGGAAUGUCAAGCAUUUAAUGAGUGCCAGAGUGGAGAAGGGGAGGUCAACAUCGUCAUCAGCACCAUGCUGACGAGAUUGUUGUCCUUUGCUGGGCAAGUGGCUAUACAGCAGCUUGUUCACUUGGAGGUAAAUGUGCUAGGUGAACUGAAACGACGAAACAUUCUGCAAGAAGAUAAAAACUGCAAGAAGAAAAAGAAUGCCAAUGCCCAGGGGGAAAACAUUGAAGAAGAGAUGGGACUGGCUGGAAUGUCUGCAGAUGAUGCAGAAGCAGAGUACAUUCGCAGAAUCUGUGAAAAGGAUAUUGUUGUGGGACCAAACCUGCUGGCAGCCUUUCAGCCACUGCUGUUCAGUGUGUGCACUAACCAAGGCCGUUAUCCCCAGCCUGAACUUCGCACUGCAGCCACUCUUGCCUUGGCCAAGUUCAUGUCUGUCAGUUCUGAUUUCUGUGAGCAACACCUGCAGCUGAUGUUCACUAUUCUAGAAAAAUCUCCAAGUGAGGUGAUCCGUGCCAACAGCAUGAUCGCUGUUGGUGACCUAGCAUUCCGGUUUCCAAAUCUAAUUGAACCUUGGACUCCUCACUUAUAUAACAGGCUCCGAGAUGAGUCUCGACUGGUGCGCAGGUAUGCACUUCAAGUCUUGACACACCUUAUUCUUAAUGACAUGGUGAAAGUUAAAGGUCAGAUCAGUGAGCUUGCUAUCUGUGUUGUGGACAAUGACGAACAAAUCUCUGGGCUGGCAAAACUGUUCUUCCAUGAGCUUGCCAAGAAGGGCAAUGCAUUGUACAACAUCCUUCCUGAUGCUAUCAGUCGACUGUCAGAUCCUGACCUCAAAGUUGAAGAAGACCACUUCCAUACCAUCAUGAAGUACCUCUUCUCAUUCAUCCAGAAAGAUAAACUGUGUGAAAGUUUGAUAGAGAAACUGUGCCAUAGAUAUCGGGCCACUAGAAAUGAGCGCCAGUGGAGAGACCUGUCAUUCUGCUUGUCCAUGCUGUCUUAUAGUGACAAGGGUCUCCGCAAGCUGCAGGAAAAUUUUUCCUGCUUUUCUGAUAAGUUGGUUGAUGAUGCUGUGUAUGGUUACUUCGUUACAAUUAUCUCGAAAUCUCGAACUGGAUUCACCAAACCUGAAGCAAAGGUUUUGCUUGAUGAGCUAGAGGAGCGGAUAGAACAGGGUCACAGGAAGGGCUUAGAUGAGGAAGAAACAACUCAUCGUGCCAGUAAGGCUUCCUCUUCAGCUGCUCACCAAAGAAAACAGUUCAAAACAUCAGGAAAGACCAAGAUGUCUGGGCGACGGAAAGCUAAACAAAAGGAGAAUGUGGAAAAUUAUGAAAAUGCUGAGAGCCCACCAAUCAGAAAAUCUACACUUAGAAGACCUAAUCAACGACCAAAAUUUGUUUUAGACUCAGAUGAAGAUGAGGAAGAAUUGUUUGAUAUAGAAGAAAAUGAUGAGAGUGGAUGUUUUGAUGCAGCAAGCCCAGUUCCUGCAAGAACAAAGGGAGGUAAAGUGCCUCUUGGCCGGCGAGCACAACCCCUGACGGAAUCUUUUUCCCCUUAAAGCACUGGUUCCCCCUUCCCCCAAGAAAGAACAUGAAAGAAAAUGAUGUGUGUGUGUGUGAGAGAGAGAGAGAUACAAGAAUUUAAGAACGGAUAAAUCACUAUAGUGCACGCUGUCUAUUCAUCCACAAACAUUACAGUUAAAGUUUAUGAUAGUGCAUGGAGUUUGGGUCACAAUUUAUUUCCUGUCCGAAUAUAACUGUCACAGUGAUGAAUUAUGUAUUUUCUACUUCUCAGACCAUUGUAUAUCACUUUAUUAAUAACAAUAUCUUUUAUAGAUUUACAUUCUUGUUUUUUAUGCUUUUGAUCAAAUUAUUUCUAAACAGUUUAUUUGUUGGCAUACAGUAAACUAUAUUCAACUGGUUUUUAUAUACACAAUCUAUGAACUACAAACUGCAUGAAACUUGUGCCUAGCCUAGCCCACGGCUGACCCUUAAAAAAACUGUUACAACUUUUGUGUGACUGCUUGCUUAACUAACAGAUGCUUGACUGUCAUAAAAAUAUCUCAGGAAGAAAUUUCAGAACUACCGUUUUAAUAAUAUCCAAAGGUGAUUUUGUUUCGUGCUUUUGUGAAAAGGAUUUUUAAACGCUGUCACUUAUCAUGGUAAGCUGUGUUUCUUUUUCCUUCUCAAUGAAGCUAUGGACUAAGCCAAGGCAAACUGUCAACCAGAAGUUGUGCGUCGACUCAAGCUAACAAGGCUAGAGAGAGUGAUGUCCCUUCCCCUAACCGGUAGCUCUGUCGUUUUCUCAUCCACGCAUCUCCGUCGACUUUAGUGGCUCUUACUGAUCUGUGAUGUUUGUUGCGCCAUUUGCCUCUGUUAUGGAUUGUUCUUCAAUGACAAUGCAACGUCGUUUCUUCUUAUAGUCAUCUUCAUCCUCUAACGGUCUCUGCUUCCAGUUCUUUGUUUUGUUGUGUUGCUUAAGUUUUACAAGAUUCUUUGUGUCCCCUUCACUGAAGCUGUAACUUUUACGGCAUUCUUGGCAAUACUUUUUUUUUUUUCAUUUCCUGAUAUACAAACCAUACACUUUGCUGCAUGUUCUGAAGCUUUGCACUUGGAUCUGUGCGCUUCAGCGAUGUCGUCUGGGGAAAGAUCGUUUGGUGUCAUCAUGCAUUUUCUCCGUUUCUGCACCGCUGUCGCGUUCGCUUACUCACUUCCAGUGAAGUAUUCAGAUGAAUCUUUCGUUUGACUGUAAGAGUCUCAAAAUGUAGCUUUUUGUUAUGUGUGUUUUACUUGUUUAAUUUUUUUUUUUGUAACAGGGAAACUAUGCUAUAAAAUCUGCUGAGCCACAUGAACAUUGCUAUCCUAUUAUUUAUGUCAAAGCGCAUUGAGCUUGCUCCCAGCAGGGAUAUGUGCUAGAGAAAUGCUAUUUUAUUAUUAUGAAAGCAGAUAACCUAAUGGUUGUUUUCUUUGCAUUCAGUCUGUUGUUAUAAAUAGGCUUUUCGAGUCUUGAAUUUUGUUUUCUUUCUACCCCCACCUCUCACUAUUUUUUUUUUUUUUUUCAUAAAUGAUCAAAAACGUAAAUUUUUAAAGAAACGUUUUUUUGGUAUUGAAAUUGAUAUUGGUGUUUUUUUUUUUGUAUGUUGUGUUUUAAAUUAGUGUCCAUGGCAGUGUGAUCUAAGACAUUCACAUUAUGAGAAAGCCCUGUGUGGAUUCCUCAUCUCGUACAGCUUGCUGCGUGUGCAUGAUCCUGAACCAUCGCCUUUGGAAUCUUUCAAGAAAUGAAAGUCUUAAAAUCUGUCCGCUGGAACAAAUACCUCUGUAUCACGUCACUAGAAGACAAAAUAAAAAGAGGAAAAUCUUUCUCCGCUGAUGGGAUCGGUAAGGGAUGAAGUGAAGCAAGAAGCUGAUCCCAGCCGCAGCCUGCUGAGCAAUACCAUUGAAAAGGUGACAAUUCUGAAUUAAGAGCAAGACGGCUUUGCAUAAAUGCAACCGCAUUGCGGAAAUGACUAGAAAGGAGGGAGGUGGGAAGGUCAUUCACGAAGUUUGGAAACACGGGGAGUGGGAGUGAACGCUGUUCCGAGAUGAGAUCACAAACACACGAGCACAUUAAUAUGCAGCAAAAUUUGGAUACAAUAAAAUAUUUCUUUAUUAAUCCACAAGGACAAUUACAAAUAAGACUAUCGAUUUUUUUUCGUUGUUUCAUGCGAUUAACUUUUAUUGAUUUUAAAAAAAGCCUUUCGCAUUAAGGGAAAUAGUUUUAUCACAUGCGAAAAGGCUUUGAUCUAGUUCGUCUUAUCCUGUGUCCAAAGGGCCUAUGAUUCUGCUCAAAAAAAGGUUCCAACGGGAUGCGUGUAAAAGAUAAAAUAGUAAAACAACAUGCAAAUUCGUCUUAGCCAGGCCCAAUUUACAUGAUUAGCUGCUCUCUUCCCCAGUGGCCCUCGGGGAGUAUUGUCAGCGACCUGAUCAGCAUGCAAACUAUAGUCUGGGGAAAAUCCUCUUUCACCUGGAAGCGAAGGAGGCCCCGCGGACACCAGAGAGUUGCGAGAUAGGGUUUGUGUGCAUGCUGAGCGAAUGGUUACCCGCCCCUUGGUGGAAACGUCUGCAGUGAUCGAGUCUUUGAUCAAGGUGUAAUGAGAAUGAGGGCGGCUUUGAUACCACCAUCUGCAGUGACACGAGACAAAAGGUUGGACAUCCGAUUGUUGGUCGUCUGCCAAGAGGUGCAUCCAAAGUUAGUGCUCGUUACAGCGCCGAUAUGUCAGGUGGCGGGCUGAGGCAGGUGUUUGAUCAUCGUCUGUCAGGGUGAAACGAUGGGUGAAAGGUAAUACUUUCGUCUUGAUGCAACCUCCGAAGCUCGCAGGCCUUUGUUCAACAGCAAACCGCGAAAGAUCCUAAGGUGUUGACAGAUAUAUCUUUUUAGUGUAGCCUAUGUUUUGUGCAU
Molecule: messenger RNA, 7234 nt
Organism: Pomacea canaliculata
Lineage: Eukaryota; Metazoa; Mollusca; Gastropoda; Architaenioglossa; Ampullariidae
Product: condensin complex subunit 1-like
Exons: 34
Coding region: 141-4355 (1404 amino acids)
Biological process (GO): mitotic chromosome condensation; meiotic chromosome condensation; mitotic cell cycle
Cellular component (GO): nucleus; condensed chromosome, centromeric region
Molecular function (GO): histone binding
Source: RefSeq, a predicted model, not a curated record